CCGGUGCCCUUUUCCCGCCCCCAAGCGCUCAGCCCUACCGCUAGCAUAGCGCGCUUGUCGUCUCUUUGCGCAUCUCCUCGGCCCCAUCGCCGCACCAUGAAGGCGUUUCUGUUCGCCGUGUUGGCUGCGGUGCUGUGCGUGGAGAGAGCCCACACGCUCGUCUGCUUUUCGUGCUCGGAUGCAUCCUCCAACUGGGCCUGCCUGACACCUGUCAAGUGUGCAGAGAAUGAAAACCACUGUGUGACAACGUACGUCGGAGUGGGAAUCGGUGGCAAGUCUGGCCAGUCCAUCUCCAAAGGCUGCUCUCCCAUUUGCCCCAGUGCUGGGAUUAACCUCGGCAUUGCGGCUGCCUCCGUCUACUGCUGCGACUCCUUCCUCUGCAACAUCAGCGGCUCUAGCAGCGUUAAAGCCAGCUAUGCUGUCCUGGCCUUGAGUAUCCUGGUUAGCUUUGUCUACAUCCUCAGGGCUCGUGAGUGAUGGGGAAGGCCAAGGAAGACCCAGCGCCCGGGGACCUCUGCACCUCUGCAACAUGGCGCCUUGUCUUCCAUUGGCCAUCACAGGUCUUUUUAGCUGAUGUCUUCUCUAUUGCUGCCUACAAGGAGAUCUUCUACUUCUCAGCAGGCUUCCAACAGUGAUUGUUUCCCAGACUUUACGCUCUUCCAGUAUCAGAGACCUGAGUGGCUGAGCCUAACCCUUCUUCUCCUCCUCCUUCGGACGUAUCCCACUGCACUCUAGCACUUCCCGGUGGAUUGUUUUGGAAAGGUUUCUGCUUUUUUAACCCGUGCCCCCAGUUUCUAAGGUUGCUUAAAACAAGGUUGGGACUCACUGAGAAGCAAUUGUCCCCAGACACCGCUCACUCAAGUGUUCAGAUGGUCCUGGAGGUGCCUGGCAUCAAUGUGCCCCAACAUGUCCCCCCAGGCAUGGGGAACGCAUGACCCCAGUGGAGACAAAUUCCCAACCCCCGCAGCUGGAGUCUCUUUUUAUAAAUCUCUUCCAAUCUCGGGCUGACUUUUUCUGGAAAACAAAUGACGUGUACCUUGUCCCUCUGAGCUCUGUAAGUGCCAGACCUGAAUAAACAUGCUCCUGUUGUUACCUGAGCGGGGAUGUGUACUGUGUGUGUUUCCUUGCUGCCACCAGAGAGAUUAGGAACACUUGAGGAAAACUCAAAUAUUAUGCCCAGCAUGAGAACUUCUUACCCUCUCAAGUGUUUUUUGAGCACUCCAUCUCAGCAGUUCACCUCUGAGCAGUGAGUCCACCUCCUCCCUGUCCCUCUCCUUUCUGAGAGCCCUGAUAAAAUACCCUUUGGCCAGUAUGCUUCACAUCUUUUGGGCACUGCUUUGUCCAGGUGCGUUUUUGUGAAAAAUGCCAGUCGUUGGAAUCUGAGUCAACCCUAUUGCUCCUAACACUGCGAAUUAGCCUUGUACAAGUUAGUCUGCGUGAUACAGAGACCUGGUGCCUCAAUUUCCCUGCUACAGACUUGGGAUCACGAUUAUGGAUAACUUCAGUACCUAAAUGAGCCAGGGCCAAAGGUCUGUUUGCAGAAUACAAUUGAAGUCUGAGGUGAAGAGAUGAGUAUUCAGAUAUUUAAGUUUAAGCUGCAAUCCCUGGAUGGUUGAUGUUGUCUGUGGACUACAGACUAUGACUUCACCAAACCUGCCACAUCUGCUGCCUUCCAGAUCCCAGGAUUUUCCCAGAUCUCUCCACUGCACUGCUCCUGGAAGCUUUCAGCCAUCCCAUGGGAGAUGUGUCUUCCUGCUGCCUCCACGUUUUACUGGUUUCCUACCUACUUUUCCUACCUGCUAGACUCAAAACAAGCUGAAAGUGAGCCUUAAUCUUAGGCGAAAGUUUCUCUAGCAGCAAAAUUCGAUUGCAAUAUUUGGUACUCUUCAGCCUUGCCCUCCUUUCCUUUGAUUGUGUUUCUCCUAUUUUGUGUCAAAAAAAAAAAAAAA
Molecule: messenger RNA, 1949 nt
Organism: Phasianus colchicus (ring-necked pheasant)
Lineage: Eukaryota; Metazoa; Chordata; Aves; Galliformes; Phasianidae
Product: lymphocyte antigen 6E
Cellular component (GO): plasma membrane
Molecular function (GO): acetylcholine receptor inhibitor activity
Source: RefSeq, a predicted model, not a curated record